[Torrubiella] hemipterigena is the source of this 586-nucleotide messenger RNA. The record is from the annotation of a GenBank genome assembly. NCBI's taxonomy places the organism in Eukaryota, Fungi, Ascomycota, Sordariomycetes, Hypocreales, Clavicipitaceae.
ACCACUCAAUCAUGCAUUUGAACAUUGCCACCGUUGUGCUCGCUUUGGGCGUAGCAACUCAUGCGUUGAACGCUCAGCAGACGAUAAGAAGCAUAGGUGUCGCAACUAAUAUUACCAAUGCGGCUAGAGAGCGCAUUUCCAGCGGUAAAGAAGAUGUGAACAAAAUCCUUCCAGGACUAAUGGAGCGAGUGUUGCAAUCUGUGGACGCGGUAGUAAAAGAAAGCGUCACGAAUCAUCCGAAUGACAAACCCGUCGCAAAACAAGACCAAGAGAUAAUAGCCACAGCAUUUACAAAGUUUAUGGAUGCGCAAAAUCUCUUAUUUGGUCAGAUCGAUUCCAUGAUUCCAAAGCCCAAUGGAAAAGGCCAGCUCAAUAGGCCUCGUGAUUUUGCACAGAUAAUGAAACCGAUACUUUUGCUUUGCAAACCAGCGUGUUGUGCUAUCAAGAAAGACGCAAGUUAUGCCAGGAAGCGUCUAGUAGGCGCCGUGCCAGUUGGUUCGUUGAAGAAGGAUGAAGAUGACAUUGAACAGGACAUUGACGACUUUCUAUACUGGGCUUUAAGCGAUUAAUUAGAUAUUAUAAGCUG